Plasmodium coatneyi is the source of this 1428-nucleotide messenger RNA. RefSeq lists its product as uncharacterized. The coding region runs from base 1 to 1428 and encodes 475 amino acids. The record is from RefSeq and is a predicted model, not a curated record. The transcript has a single exon. Lineage: Eukaryota; Apicomplexa; Aconoidasida; Haemosporida; Plasmodiidae.
AUGAACCAAAAGAAAAAGAAAAAAGCGAAACCCCCCAUAAACCUAGCCACGCUGGAAGACAAAAUAAACAUCCUGAAUUUUAUGAAGGAUGACUUUGAAAAAAUUCUCGACAAGGAAAAUGAAAUUCAUGAUAUAGUCACCAAGCAGCACAACAACAAGGAGGAAAACACCUUAAAUGAAAAGGAAAAAAUAGACAUCAUUUUGAGUGAACUUGUUGUAUCCUGUGAGGAAAAAAAAAAUCAGUUAAAUAAGUAUAUAAAAACUGCCAGCGAAAUUAUCAACCAAAAUAAUGACAUAAUUGAGAAGGAAAAGGAAGAAAUUGAAAAUUUAAUUUGUGAAAAAAAUCAAGAAAUAAAUUCUAUGCAAGAAAAAAUUGACUUGGCAAAACGCUUCUAUGACGAUGUAAAUAACGCAGUGGUGCAACUUUUUAACAACUUGGAUUUGUUUUUAAAAAAUAAAAUAAACGUAGAAUUAAAUAUAGACCAUAUGGAGAAAAUUUCAAAGGCGGAAAAAAAAAUGGGCAAUAAGCCCAAGCAGGAGGAUACACAACAGUGGGACGAACAAGUAAAAAGGCAGAACGAAGGGGAGGACAAAUUUUUACAACAAUUAUAUCACUCCAUGGAUGAAUAUGAAAAAAAAAUGAGCAUCAUUAAAUCCUUUAUGAAGGAAAAUGAAUUAGAUCACCUCACAAAAAUGUUAUUAACUGAAAAGAGAAGUGAUGCUGGGGUACCUGCACAACUUCCGCACAUACCACAAAUUGAUGAGAACAAUAUAAACGGGGAAGAUCCAAGUGGCAGCGGAGAUCCCCACUCCACGGAGAGCAAACAAGUGAAGUACGAAGACACCAACAUGAGUGAAACGGGACAGAGUGAAUUAGCAGACGAUGCGAGUGACGAGGUUGUUAGUGGGGAAGGGGAAAUGGAAGAGGAAGAAGAAAGCGAAAAUUCAGAUGAUAUGGAUGACGAUGACGAAGAUGAUGACGAUGAAGAGGAAGAUGAGGAGAGUUUAGAUGAUGAUACAGAUGCGGAGGAGGAUGAGAGCUUGGAUGAUAAUACGGAGGAGCAAGAUGAAGAGGAUGACGUGGAAGACGGAGUGAACGAUGACAACGAAGGGGGGAGCAACGCAGAUGACACAAGCACGGAAAACACGCAGAGAAAAAAAUUCAACACUCCUGCGGAAAGUGAAGACAACUUCAGCGGCUCGCAACAGGGCGAACGUGAGGUGCGGGAAGGAACACCAUAUGGCCAUACAGAUAAAAAAACGUCCGGCAAAAUAAAAAUACUGAACGAUGCAGAAACAACCAUAAAGAGUUUCUCCUCAGAUGUGUAUAAAAAAAUAUUAAGCGACAAUAUGAACGCCCUCAUGGACAAAAUAAAAAAAAUCGAUUACGACUACGUGUCUUACUUUGAAGAAAAAUUAAAAAGUUAA